CAUGCCGUCGCAAAGCGGAAGUGCCGUGCUUGACGGCCGCCGGCUCCCGGAAGGUCAGCGUGUGAAGGAGGCAGAAGUAACGCGGGUUUCCCCGCUGCUGCCUGGGAGCAACGGCCGAGCUCUGUCCCUCGGCCUGAGGCGGCGGCGGGAGACGGGCCGAAGUUUGCUGUGAGACAAUGGAGGGCGGUGGGGGCAGUAGCAACAAAACCACGGGUGGCUUGGCCGGCUUUUUUGGAGCGGGCGGAGCUGGUUACUCGCACGCAGAUUUGGCCGGAGUCCCGCUAACUGGUAUGAACCCUUUGUCUCCUUAUUUAAAUGUGGAUCCACGAUAUCUUGUGCAGGAUACAGAUGAGUUUAUUUUACCGACUGGAGCUAAUAAAACGCGGGGCAGGUUUGAACUGGCCUUCUUUACAAUUGGAGGAUGUUGCAUGACUGGGGCUGCAUUUGGGGCAAUGAAUGGCCUUCGGCUAGGAUUGAAGGAAACCCAGAACAUGGCCUGGUCCAAACCAAGAAAUGUACAGAUUUUGAAUAUGGUGACUAGGCAAGGGGCACUGUGGGCCAAUACUCUAGGUUCUCUGGCUUUGCUCUAUAGUGCAUUUGGUGUUAUCAUUGAGAAAACACGAGGUGCAGAAGACGACCUGAACACAGUGGCAGCUGGAACCAUGACAGGCAUGUUAUAUAAAUGUACAGGUGGGCUUCGAGGAGUCGCACGAGGGGGUCUAGCAGGCCUGACACUUACCAGCCUAUAUGCACUGUAUAACAACUGGGAGCACAUGAAAGGCUCCUUGCUCCACCAGUCACUCUGAAGAUUUUGCCAACUCAUGGAAGAUACUUGUAGUAGUCAUCCAUCUAAAGUCAUUCUGGAUUUAUUUUCUCCUGCUAGAAUUCGUUUGAAAAAUUG
Molecule: messenger RNA, 901 nt
Organism: Octodon degus (degu)
Lineage: Eukaryota; Metazoa; Chordata; Mammalia; Rodentia; Octodontidae
Gene: Timm23b
Product: translocase of inner mitochondrial membrane 23 homolog B
Exons: 7
Coding region: 177-806 (209 amino acids)
Biological process (GO): protein import into mitochondrial matrix
Cellular component (GO): TIM23 mitochondrial import inner membrane translocase complex; mitochondrial inner membrane
Molecular function (GO): transmembrane protein transporter activity
Source: RefSeq, a predicted model, not a curated record